ACCAUUACCAUCACUGAUCACCCUUCCCCAUUGUUCUCUUCUCUCCAUCUGUCUGCCACUCCAUUAAUGUCGGUUCCUAUUCUCCUACCCACAAUGACCCCUCAAGAUACUCGAGAGGAAAAGGAAAAAAAAAUCAAAAUUCCAAAACAGACACAGGAACGAGCUCAACAAAACUCUUCCGUCAUUUGAGAAUCAGAGCACAUUUUGAUUCCCAAGGUUACAGUUUCUGGUGGUUUUGUUUCUCUGAGUUUUGGUGAUAGAUCAGAUUAACAGACAGGGUUUUGAGAAUGUCGACAGUUGGGAAUUCGACAAACAUAUUUUGGCAAGAAUCACCCAUUGGGAAAGCUGAAAGACAAAAGUUGUUAAACCAGAAGGGUUGUGUGGUGUGGAUCACAGGGCUCAGUGGCUCAGGGAAAAGCACGUUAGCUUGCUCGCUGAGUAGAGAGCUUAACAACCGAGGAAAGCUAUCAUAUAUUCUUGAUGGGGACAAUCUUCGUCAUGGUUUGAACAAAGAUCUUGGUUUCAAGGCAGAGGAUAGAGUUGAAAAUAUACGCAGGGUCGGAGAAGUAGCAAAACUCUUUGCGGAUGCUGGUUUGAUCUGCAUCGCCAGCCUCAUAUCUCCGUAUAGAAAAGACCGUGAUGCCUGCAGGGAGAUGAUGCAGGAUUCAUCAUUUAUUGAGGUUUACAUGAACAUGUCUCUACAAUUGUGUGAAGCAAGAGACCCUAAAGGCCUAUACAAGCUAGCCCGUGCAGGAAAGAUCAAAGGUUUCACGGGAAUAGAUGAUCCGUAUGAAUCUCCCUUGAAUUGUGAGAUAGAGUUGAAAGAGAAAGAAGGAGAGUGUCCUUCCCCUGUAGCUAUGGCUGAAGAAGUCAUCUCUUAUUUAGAAGACAAAGGUUUCCUUCAAAACGAGUAACCCUUCACCAUAUAAUCCAACGGCUGGGAUUAGUUUCAUUUUUUCCUUUUCUUUUCUGGGUGUUCUCUCUGGUUAUUUUACUUUCCGGAGUUUUCAAUUAUGAAGACAUAUCACAUAUAUAUACUAUAUAGCUCCAUCUCUUUCUUCUGGAACCUAUCAACUUUUCUAUACUGAAUGUCUGAAACACAAGUCAUUAAACAGCACAGUCUUACAAAGCUAAA
Messenger RNA from Camelina sativa (false flax), 1135 nucleotides. RefSeq names its product adenylyl-sulfate kinase 3. Gene Ontology annotation, molecular function: adenylylsulfate kinase activity; ATP binding. Gene Ontology annotation, biological process: sulfate assimilation. The record is from RefSeq and is a predicted model, not a curated record. Lineage: Eukaryota; Viridiplantae; Streptophyta; Magnoliopsida; Brassicales; Brassicaceae.